Melopsittacus undulatus (budgerigar) is the source of this 2396-nucleotide messenger RNA. It is a transcript of the gene NSMF, whose product is annotated as NMDA receptor synaptonuclear signaling and neuronal migration factor. The coding region runs from base 58 to 1626 and encodes 522 amino acids. Lineage: Eukaryota; Metazoa; Chordata; Aves; Psittaciformes; Psittaculidae. The record is from RefSeq and is a predicted model, not a curated record. Gene Ontology annotation, cellular component: cytoplasm; nucleus. Gene Ontology annotation, biological process: regulation of neuronal synaptic plasticity; positive regulation of neuron migration. The transcript is spliced from 15 exons. Gene Ontology annotation, molecular function: protein binding.
UGGGCAGCCGCGGGGUCCUGCGAUGAGCGCUCCCCCGGCGGCUCCCCCCGCGCGAAUAUGGGCACAGCCGUGUCCAAAAGGAAGACGCUGAGGAACGAGGCCAUGUCGUCGGUGGCGGCUAAAGUGAGAGCAGCAAGAGCUUUUGGAGAAUAUCUUUCCCAAAACCAUCCCGAAGGUAGAAACGGCUCAGAUCACCUCUUGGCAGACUCCUACAUCGGGCAGGAGGACUCCCCAGAGAUGCAGCAGGCAGCACAGAACAAGCGCAGGCUCUCUGUCAUCUCCGACGGCAAGUUCGAGCGGAGCUUCACUGAGGAGCAGGCAGAGAAGAUGCCAAGUGAGGGACCCAAGCCACGGGUGUACACCAUCUCUGGCGAGAGGCCGAUGCUGUCAGACCACGAGAAUGAAAGCAUGGAACUGGUGGUGAUGAAGGGGGCUGCCCAAGAGGAAUGCCACCAUGGUCACCAAGUGCACGGUGCUGGCGGCUCUCAUGGUGCUGGCAGGCAUUGCAAGGGCUGGCCAGGCAGCAGGCAGGGCUCCAAGGAGUGCCCAAACUGCACCCGGCUGGCUGCCCCUUCCCAGCAUUCCUUUGACCUGGAGCACCAUCAGUCCAGCGAGACAGGGUGGCACAGGAAAAGGCUGGAGAGGAUGUACAGUGUUGAUCGAGUGUCUGAUGAUGUCCCCAUACGAACCUGGUUCCCAAAAGAGAACCUCUUCAGUUUCCAAACUGCUACUACAACUAUGCAAGCGGCGUUCAGGGGCUACGCAGAGAGGAAGAGGCGGAAACGAGAGAAUGAUUCUGCAGCUGUUAUACAGAGGAAUUUUCGGAAGCAUCUCCGCAUGGUGGGGAGCCGAAGGGUUAAAGCACAAACAUUUGCCGAACGGCGUGAGAGGAGCUUCAGCAGGUCCUGGAGUGACCCGACUCCCAUCAAAGCCGAUUCCUUCCAUGACUCUCGAGAAAGCCAUGACCUUCAGGAUUCCUGCGGCACUUUGGAUGGCAACUUUGACUUGAACUGGGAAGCAGAGAAGGAACUUGAAGCCGUGGCAUGUGAUGGAGAAGACUUUAUUCCACCAAAAAUAAUGCUCAUUUCCUCCAAGGUGCCCAAAGCAGAGUAUGUUCCAACAAUUAUCCGCAGGGACGAUCCCUCUAUCAUCCCCAUUCUCUACGACCAUGAACAUGCCACCUUUGAUGACAUCCUUGAGGAAAUAGAGAAGAAGCUGAACAUCUAUCGGAAAGGCUGCAAGAUCUGGAAGAUGCUGAUAUUUUGCCAGGGAGGCCCUGGUCACUUAUACUUGUUAAAGAACAAAGUUGCCACAUUUGCCAAAGUGGAGAAGGAGGAAGAUAUGAUCCUCUUCUGGAAGAGGUUGAGCCGGCUGAUGAGUAAAGUGAAUCCUGAACCAAAUAUCAUUCACAUCAUGGGCUGCUAUGUUCUUGGAAACCCCAAUGGGGAGAAGCUAUUUCAGAAUCUGAAAAACUUAAUGAAUCCUUAUAGGGUUGCCUUUGAGUCUCCACUUGAACUAUCAGCUCAAGGUAAGCAAAUGAUUGAGACUUACUUUGACUUCCGCCUUUACCGCCUCUGGAAGACCCGCCAGCACUCUAAACUAUUGGAUUACGAUGACAUUUUAUGAGCUGGAGAAGACUUUGCAAGAGGAAGUUGAUCACCGGUGUCCAAGAAGUCGUGCUGAUUGCAGAGAGACUUUUUUAUUGGCACGGGGAGCCCUUCAAAGCCCUAUGGGAGGCAGCAGUGCUAAAGGGAGGGAAGAAGGAGCCCUCGGAAGUGUGUUGGGAGGAAAGUCUCCUGGGUCAAGAGAGACUGGAGGGGAAAGGGUUUGACACCUCACUCGCCUCAGGUCAGAGCCAUGGUGUCUCAGGAGGAGCUGUGUGCAAUGAGGACAGGAUGGAGUUCCUUGCAGAACUGAGCUGUUUUGGGUCAGAAUGGGCCAGAUUUGAUUCCAGGUCCUUUUAAAGACUUUUGAAGCUCAGGUUUUCUUACAAAAAAAUAAAAUCAAAUCACUUACCCAUGCACUACACUGAAGAAGUGACCAGAGCACAGAGGAAGGAGGGUUUGUACUGAUGGCACCUUCUGUGCAGGGGAUGUUGGAGAGCAAGGACUGCUACACCUACUCCUGCAAGCUUAGAGCAAGACGAUCCAGUUUCCAUGUGAAUAUAUACUGGAAUAUAGAAUUGAAACCUAUCUCUUUUUGGUUUUGUUUAAUAGAAAUUAAGAAGUGCAAUUUUUAUAGUAAGGGGGGUAGAAUCCUUCCCAGUAUUUAAUUAGCUAAAAAUAACACACCAGUAACCAAUAGAUGAGGUAUUUUUUUGGUCUGCUUGAAAAUAUAUUCAGAAUGGUAAUAUAUCUUCUGUAGACAUAUUUAAUCACCAGCAAACAUGGUUUUAA